AUGCCCCAGGGGAGUAUUCACUGGCAAGGGACUGAAAGGAGAGCCUGCGGUCCUGGUGCGCAGUGGAAUGUUCAGGUUGUACGUGGUAAAGUGACCACAAGAUGUCUGUGGCACGCUUGUAGAGCUUUGGGAAUUGGAUUACUGCUGAUGCUUUUAGGAGCUUGUAUGGCAACUAUCGGCUACUACGCAGAUCAGUUAUCCGUAGCGCAAGAGAUUAGAGGUAACAUGACGGUAAGAGUGAAGAAUGAAUCAAGAGGGUUUCAUCUCAAUAAUCUCAGUUACGCUGGACCUAUUGUUAUGGGAGUUGGUGGUUUUAUAGUAGUGGCAGCAUGUGUGAUGACCUUUGAAGCUCGUGAUAGCGCAGCAAAAGUUGUGCCGGCGCGAUAUCGCUUCAAUCAAAGUUCCUCAUCAAUAAAAUAUUCACGGAACCCACGACCACGUCGUUCAACGUCAUGUCAAACGACGCGUUGGGAUCAUCAAUUAGGUUUAUUUCGCGUGAAUCGCAGCCCAAGUCCAAGUGCCCAUGAGAUAGCGCGUAAACAAUUGACAGCGGAAUUUAUGCGGUUCUCAAGAAAUCUUUACGACAAGGGAUCGCCAACUCACCCGCUGAAAAAAAGUCCAAGUGCACCGUCUUUGGUGAUGAAGAAAUCACCUUCUAAAAGAAAAGCCUCUAAGUUUUCUGGUUGUGCGCUUUUAAAUCCGGAAUUACUUCAAAGACACGCUUUGUCAGUUGACAAUCCACAAUACAGCCCUCCACGAGUCAGCAGAGAGAGUCUCGAGCACAAUAAAAUGAAUGGCAGUCAAGUUUCAAUGGCUAUGGAUCUUUACAUCCCUAACAAAGGACCUGUUACGCUCAAAGUUAAAGACAGAUCAGAUACUGCUAGACGACAUCAGUUAUUACGGCAAACUAAAAUUGAGGAUCUCGAUGAAGAAGAAGCCAAGCGAAUUCUCGCAAGAAGAAAACAACAUUCUGCUUACCCGCUGGGUGCAUGCACGAAAUUACCCGUGGACCUGAUUAUGUCACGUAAAAGAGCCUCGAUAGAUGUGCGAUUAACCGACGAGCAUGGAACAACUGGCUUACUAAGUCGUGGCAACACUUCGCCCCGGGACUUUCGAAAGUCAUCCUCGUCUAACUUUCGAAAUAUGUCCUUUGACAGGACGAGUGGAAGCGAACGCCGUCCCGAUCGGACAUUACGAAAAUCUAGUCUCGAUUUUAGAAAAAGUCCUGAUUUUCGGAGAUUUGAUGUUAGGUUUGUUUCAAAUAAUAUUUACUUGUUAAAAUAUACAGGAAAAAAAUUCCAACAUUUUAUUGAAGAACUUGAUCAACGAGAAAGAUCAAAUACAACAGACAGUAUUCGACAGCGACAAAAAUUAUAUCAUUCAAGAUCCGAUGAUAAUAGACGUACAUCAUUCGAUCGAAAUCGCCGUGAUUCACAAAUCAGCCGUCAUUCAUUAAAUGUACCUAUUGUCGUUGAAGGCUGUAGUCCAGAAUACGAGCUCAAGUAUUAUGACACGAAUUCUUUUGACAAAGACGAAAUAGGUUCAACUGUUUCCGACAAUAGUCAUGGUACUGAUGUCAAAGAAAAUCAAAAUGACUGUUUCGCUCCGGACAAUCGUAUUGUCGAUAAUUUCCUGUAA
Messenger RNA from Microplitis demolitor, 1638 nucleotides. RefSeq lists its product as uncharacterized. Lineage: Eukaryota; Metazoa; Arthropoda; Insecta; Hymenoptera; Braconidae. The record is from RefSeq and is a predicted model, not a curated record. The transcript has 7 exons. Bases 1 to 1638 code for a protein of 545 amino acids.